Messenger RNA from Microthlaspi erraticum, 732 nucleotides. The record is from the annotation of a GenBank genome assembly. Lineage: Eukaryota; Viridiplantae; Streptophyta; Magnoliopsida; Brassicales; Brassicaceae.
AUGGCGACGCAGUCAAUCUCUCGCUCCAUCCUUCGCCGGCCGGCGAAAUCCCUUUCCGGGAUUUUCACUCGUUGCUUCUCUUCGUCAUCUCCUCUCGCCAAAUCCCGAUCUGCGUCCUCGUUGCUGCACCGUUCCCGUCCACUCGUUGCCGGAUUCUCCUCCAGAUUCGUCCCUACCGGUGUGUUUCCGGCUAGAGAUCUGUCGACGCAAGCUACUUCGUCUUCAGUGAACGACCCGAACCGUAAUUCAUCGGAUGACGCGACUGUGCUCGAUGGUUGUGAUUUCGAGCAUUGGCUUGUCGUCAUGGAAGAUCCUGAAGACCAUCUCAGUAGAGACGAAAUCAUUGAUUCCUACAUCAAAACCCUAGCCCAAGUUGUUGGCAGUGAAGAAGAAGCAAUAAUGAAAAUCUACACUGUUUCUCAUCGACUCUACUAUGCUUUUGGAGCACUUGUGUCAGAAGAUGUUUCUCUUAAGCUCAAAGGAGAACCUUUCAUUAAUGGAAAGGCUGUUCCUUAUGACCCAAAGUAUCAUGAUGAGGGGUUAAAGAUGCAUACUAGACCAUAUGAAUGGAGUAGGCACCAGAAGUACAGUGGUCCACCACCACAGCCGCAACCAAACAUGAGUCCGAGCUACCAGGGACAACUUAUCACCACCGAACAUAACAUAAAAGGUGGUGGAAUGCAGCAGGAGCCUUGCUUGCCCAAUGGAGUUUUAAGGUGUUUAAGUAGUUAA